Molecule: messenger RNA, 276 nt
Organism: Trypanosoma brucei brucei TREU927
Lineage: Eukaryota; Euglenozoa; Kinetoplastea; Trypanosomatida; Trypanosomatidae
Exons: 1
Coding region: 1-276 (91 amino acids)
Source: RefSeq, a predicted model, not a curated record
AUGUUUGGGCGUAUGUUUGAUAUGUGUUGCUCGGGCCCCUCCCCCCACGGUGCUGGCCGGUCAUUUUUUUUUGUUGGCGGACGCCAGCACUGCAGCGGAGAGGUGCCGAUGCGCUGUAUCUCUUUUGUGCGGCUUCAUGGAAGUUACGACCGAAAUAACCGGAAAGGAAACUCCAACUCACCGCCGUCGCGUUGGCCGCAAGACGGUCGUGUCGUGUUUCUCCUAACAUUCGCGUCUCGGUACUAUCGGCGGGGCAGCCGGCGCUCAUGCAUGUAG